Messenger RNA from Schistosoma haematobium, 14708 nucleotides. RefSeq names its product Paraplegin, variant 2. Gene Ontology annotation, molecular function: ATP-dependent peptidase activity; metalloendopeptidase activity; ATP hydrolysis activity. The record is from RefSeq and is a predicted model, not a curated record. Lineage: Eukaryota; Metazoa; Platyhelminthes; Trematoda; Strigeidida; Schistosomatidae. Gene Ontology annotation, cellular component: m-AAA complex. The transcript is spliced from 5 exons. Gene Ontology annotation, biological process: protein-containing complex assembly; mitochondrial protein processing. Bases 368 to 829 code for a protein of 153 amino acids.
CUGGAAUAUAUUUUCACUUUUUUUCAUAACUAUUUUAGGACGUCGCUGGUCUUCAUGCAUGUAAACAAGAAGUUAUGGAGUUUGUUUCUUAUCUAAAAAAUCCUCAAAAGUAUCAAGCGUUAGGAGCUAAGUUACCAAAGGGGGCACUCCUACUUGGUCCACCGGGAACUGGAAAAACUUUGCUUGUUAAAGCAUUGGCCAAUGAAGCGGAAGUACCUUUCUUUUCAAUGGCUGGACCACAAUUUGUAGAGGUUGUCGGUGGACUUGGUGCUCUUCGAUUACGACAGCUUUUCAAAAUGAGCUCGAUUCCCUUGGUCGACGUCGUGAUUCUGGUGAUCAGAGAGAGGGUGGUGGUGGUGUAUCUGAGAUGGAACAGACACUGAAUCAACUACUUGUAGAAAUGGAUGGAAUGGAUACAACUGAAGGUGUUAUUGUAUUUGGAGCGACAAAUCGAGCUGACUUGUUAGAUAGAGCUCUGUUACGUGCAGGACGAUUUGACAGACAUAUUUUUAUUAAUUUACCAAAUCUAUCUGAACGUAAAGAAAUAUUUGCUGUAUACCUUGCUAAAUAUCAACUUGCUCCUGAUGUUGUACAAAAUGAACUUGUUGAACGUUUAUCAGCCUGGUGUCCCGGAAUGUCUGGAGCCGAUAUUGCACGUCUAUGCAAUGAAGCUGCUUUGUCUGCUGCUCGAAGAGAUGAUAAAGUUGUUGGUGUUACUAAAGCUGAUUUUGAAGCAGCACUUGAAAGAAUAGUAGCAGGUUGUUUUUUUGCCUGUAGAUAUUUAAUUAUAGUUAGCUGUUUUAAACUUUUUUUUCCGCGGAUUUCCUAACGGUUUCUUUUUUUAUACUUUGUAUGAAAAAUGUCUAAAUUCUUGCUAAUAAGUUGGCUAGUUUUGUUUCUACAUUUUUGAGUAAUCAGUUUACCUUUUAGUGCUUAUCAUCGACAGAUUACUAUACUGUUUCAGAUUUUAAUAAAAACAAUCUUUAAUAGAAAUAAGUUUAUUUAGUCUAAAGAAUAUUACGUAUAAAAUAAUUUUUCAUGACUAAUGACUUUAUUCUCAUUGUGUAGGCGCUGCAAAACAUUCAAAUCCACUUACGGUUGCUGAACGCCACAUGUCUGCUGUCCAUGAAUCUGGUAGGGCUCUUGUAGCAUGGCUUCUUUCAGAUAGUGGAGUACUACCUAUAAAAGUCUCAAUUAUACCGCGUACGGUUUCUGGUCCAGAUACUGUUGGAGAUCUGGGUUUUACUCAAUUAAUAUCAGAAGAAAAAUAUUUACUUAAUACUGAUGAUCUAGCUGAUCGUAUGUCUGUAUUACUGGGUGGUAGAGCGGCUGAGCAUGUUGUAUACAAUGCAAUUUCAGAUGGUUAGUUCAUUUUGUGUGUUUCCCGUUAGAAUACAUUUUUUUCAGUGUAUAUCUGUUCAUUGUCUGAAUAUUAGACACUAGUUUUUAUCUUGCUAAAGCUUCAGUGUAACUUUAUCACGCACGUACUAUUACUAGUUAAAUUCAUACAUCACAAUGUUUAUUGUGAAAUUAACAAUCCAAUAAUAGAAUACUUUAUUUGAUCUUGUUAUGUAGGUGUUCAGUAAUUGCUAAGUUGAAAUUUCUGAUCGUCAAAGUCAAUGAAUAAAAUGCUAAUCGAUAAAUAAACGGGAUGAUAUGAUUUGACCAAGUGAUUUGAGUCCGUGAAUGGUUAGAAAUCUAAGAGAGGACCACUAGACAAAUGCAUUUCUUAAAAGUAAUAAAAUAACGUGAUUAUAUACAAAAUACUGACGCAAAGUAAACAUGAUAGGAUGUUAUUAAUAAUUAGAAGAAAUUUACUUGUAGGUCACUCAUUCUCCGAUUAAUUAAGACGUAACUGUUAGGCUUAGUCUUUAGGCAUCGUAUCAAAUCACUUAGUUAUCAAGCACGAAUUUAUACACUUGACAUUUAAACUAUUAGUUUUAUGUGAUUGCUAGUAAUGCUGUACAACUACAAAGUCUAAUGUAAGUCGGGCGAGAUACGAACUUUGAACCUGAUGGUUGGAAGUCGAUUGCUUUAAUACCUACCUACGUUACCGAUCUACAUUCUGUUUAACCACCACAAACGAUGUUAUAGAUGUUCUGGUGAUUUUGACUGAGUUGAUAUGUUUUCACCUCACAUUUACUGGGAUUCGAAAAUCUGGGUGUGAAAUAGGAUACAAUUCAGACAUAUUUUUAUAAAUAUAGGCACGAACAAAUUAAGAAAGCGCUUUUAGGUUCCUCAAACUUAGAUCAUCUGCAGAGUAGGCAAGAUUACCCAUCUAACAACUAAGAAACGAGUAAACUGCUCAAUAGUUUGCCGUUUUAUUUUAUGGUACUUAAUUGUGGCAUUUAAAAGUAUAGAAAGUCCACCGCUUACUAGUAUUUCGUUUUAUGUAUCUUCAAACCAUCACUCGUAUAUGUCGAAGCCACUUGAUGACUAAUGUUGAGAUCAGACUGAUACUAGACAAGAAUGACGUAUCUGUUGAUGAUGUUGUGAAUCUUCAUCGACUGACGUGGUUGGGAUGUGUAUUGCGCAGACUUAAUCACCUCCUAUCUCGACUGACGAUGUCGGCUGGUUUCGUCGACUGUUGGACUAAUGUGCGUUAGUAGGUAUAGACUAUCUGGUCGGGGUCCUCAAAAUUAUCAUGAUCAAUAGUUGUAAACGCUAAGUGACAUGACAUAGAAUCGGUCACAGGUGGUUUCACUCUUUUUCUAUAUCUAGCUAGGUUCAGAGUUUCAAGAUCAUAUUAUACUUUUCCGUCCCAUCAAUUCACUCAUAUAAUCUAUGCUUGGUCUUUUCUACUAAUACGUACUGUUACUACUGUCACUACUCUGGAACUUGUCCUGAUAAUUUCAUCUCACUGUUCUGAUAUGGUACGGAAACUGGAGCCAAUACAUAUUUGUGCCAGGUUGUAUCUUACUUAUGCCUGUCAGAAAAUAGUUUAUUCUAUAUUUUGACCUUCUAAUGAAUUGUCAAUAAGUAAUCGGGGGUAUAUUUAAGAAAAGCAGAAACUAUGAAUAUGUGAUAUUAAGUUCGUAAGACAUAGUCACCAUACAAAUCUCUUUUCAAGUGAAUUCAAUCAUCCACAUUUUAUCGCAAUUUGUUGUAGAAGAUGGAUGUAUGAAAUACCUCAUGAAUAAAGAUAACCAACAGAAAAGCUGCUUGGUACCGGAGAAUGAUAUUUAUCUGUUUUUGAGUCUGGCUGUACUGUUUCUAACCUACUUAGGAAAAAAAUUACAAGUACAAAACAUCCAUAGUUCAAAGUACACACACAUACCUGAUGUUUAGUAAAUUUGGAUGCAUAUUAGUUUUCAUACCCUAAUUUUGUUUUCGAAAUUUCCCUCACAUCUGUAUGUACGAUGAAAUGUCAUUUUCAUAUUCUAUUCAUUUAAUAUUUAGUUUCGCAAAAAUACCUUCAGGAAGCUAAUAAAUUAGCAAUGAAGCAAGUACGUAAGUUUGGAAUGUCUAAGAAUAUUGGAAACCUCAGCUUUGACGUGAGUGUACUAACUUUGAUAAAACACUUUUUCUGUUUGGUUUAUAACUUACUCUAGUUUGUACUAAGAUAUCUGUUCAUCAUUUCUAACUAAUAACAACCACGCCAAUCAGUUUGUUACUAAUUGAGCACAGACUUCAAGAUAUAAAAUGUAAACAUCUCUCAAUGUUUAGGAAAUGCCGUUUAUUCUCUCUUCCACAUCAGUGAAACGUUUGUACGUGUAUCUACAUGUGUAUGUAAAAAAAUAAUUGGUUGUCACGGAUAUGACUUUUAGGAAGCAUCUCAUUCUUAACAGAUCCCAGACACAUAAAAGUUGAAGUUCAAACGAAUCCACGUAAUUCUUUGAAUAUUUUCCAAUUCCAUUAAAUACUCAAUGAAUUAUUCAUUUAUCUGUUCCUCUCACCGUGUUCACUUAAAACGUACAUUGAAUUCUGUGUUUAUUUUUCUCCCAAGUCGUUAGUUUUGAGAGGUUUUCGAUUAUAUUUAUCGUUUAGAUUUAAUAAAUAGUUGUUUUGUCAAAGCUUUCAUCCAGUGUAAAAACUUGGUCGAUCUACUGUAAUAGCGCACCUGAAGUUAUAGCUUCUCUCCUUAAAAUUUCACAGCACAGUGCGGAUCGAACAACAAAUAGAUCUGGACAACACUAUUAAAUUCUUAUGUUACAUAAAAAAUGUUGAGAUUCCCAAUGACCUAAUGGUAAUACAUUUUUCACGUAUCUGUUUAGAAAUAGAUUUUUGGGCUUACGUGAGAUACCUUUUGUACUGACCUAUGACCUCACUAGUGUCAACGUUGCACUAAAUCUGUCCCUGUGCUGUUCAUAUACAUAAUGUUGGAUUAGGAUACUCAGAAGUAGUCACAAAAGGAAAAGGUAUCAUGUUAUCAUUUCGACCGUAUGCGCCGAUGGGUUACAGCUUCUAUGCAACCAUGUAUAAGUUUUAUAAUUAAUUAAUUAGUUUCAAGCAUUUCCAAGUACUGUAAAUCGUAUUCUCUGAUUAUGAUAAUUAGAAGUAUUCGAAUUAAUGUACGAACUAGAAAUUCCAAAAAUAGUACAAUUUAAACCAGGUAGAACUAUAUGAGUACAAAUGAACGGAUUAUAUUUGUAGUUCGUGAUCAAGUAUAAAGGAAUCAUUAGUUCGUACAAAUACCACGUCCGCCGUGGCAUGGGUGAGGAUCUAAAUUUCUAUAAUCGGUUGUCCUUGUCCUUAAGUUCAUUGUAUGUCUGUCAGACUGUGUAUUAGAUAAAGACUCUUUAUGAUCUAGAAUGCGCUCAUUAGUAUUAGAAUUUACAGCGCGAAUUGGAAUAGACUCACCUGGUUCCUGGAAUUGUAUUCGAUAUACAUGUCAUUUGUGUAUACUUAAAUCGUUGAUAUCUAGAAUUCGACUCAUAAAUUUCCCAACACUGUUCACCACGAUUCCAGUGGCUAGUCGAAGAUCAUUUCCACGAUAACAUGUAACUUCUGCAGACUCUAAACAUCUCAUAUUCGAACAAAGAAUUCUUCCUUUUAUUAGCUUUGAUGGAGUCUCUUUCGUCACAGAAUGUUUAGCAUUUCUAUAUUGCAGUAGAAAAGUAUCUACUCCCCUCUCCAGUUCAUUAAAUAUUGAGGCGCUAAAAGAGUCAAUAGCAGUUUUCAGUGUCCUGACAAAAUUUUCCGCAUGACCAUUAGAACAAGGGAGCCUGGGAGCGGUGAAUAGGUGCUUGUACCCUAUACCAUUCAAUCAGGUAGUGACUGAGUCUGCAGCGAAAUGAGAGCCAUUAUCAGCCAAUAAUACCAUGGGAACCCCUUUCCGACUAAACACUUUUAUUAAUGCUCGGAUUGUGAAGUCAGAAUUUGGUGAAGUUGUGGAAAAAACUUCAGGCCACUUUGAAAAAGAAUCAAUGACUACUAGUGCAUAGUAUUUGCCAAGAAAUGGGCCACACUUGUCUGUAUGAAUUCUCUGCCAGGCCUCAGACAAUAUUGGACAUGGAGUACACUUCGAAGGCUGACUUUUCGACUUGUGACAUUUUCCACAAUUGUUUGCCGUACGACAUAUAUCUGCAUUUAUCUCCGGCCACCAACUCCGCCUGGAGUCCCUCCGGGGGCCACUGCCGGUCCCAAGCCCGGAUAAAGGAGGAGGGUUGGGCAUGGGGUUAGCGACCCCAUCCCGUAGAAAACUAACUCGCUAAAAAAAACGCUAACCAGAAAAAAUUAUUCAAACCUUUUAAACUCUGCCCUGGGAGUCAGAAGGUCUUCAUUUAGAAGAACUAUGACGCCUCAUGAUGAAAGCCGAGUUCCUUCGGAAGUCACGAGGUCGAUGCCCCUUCUGACAACCAGAGCAACCAUUUAUCUAGGUACAUGGAAUGUUUGUACAAUGUAGGACACGGAGAGAGCCUUCCAAAUUGAUGCAGAAAUGAGGAGAUACAACCAGGAGGUGCUUGGGAUCAGUGAAACACAUUGGACGCAAGUUGAACAACAACGACUAGCUUCAGGAGAGCUUCUGUUAUACUCCGGCCAUGAAGAAGAAAAUGCCCACAUACACAAGGAGUCGCAUUGAUGCUGUCCAAACAAGCACAAAAUGCACUUAUAGGAUGGGAAUCUCAUGGACCAAGGAUCAUCAAAGCCUCCUUCAAAACAAAGAAAGAGCGCAUUUCAAUGAACAUCAUCCAAUGCUAUGCGCCUACCAACGCCUACAAUGAAGACGCUAAAGAUCAAUUCUACUAUAGGCUGCAGUCAAUCAUCGAGAAGUGCCCAACAAAGGACCUGACUAUUCUGAUGGGAGAUUUCAUUGCCAAGGUUGGAAUGGACAACACUGGAUAUGAAGACAUCAUGGGACGACAUUUGACUGGGAGAAAGGAACGAAAAUAGUGAGAGAUUUGCAAACCUAUGUGCCUUCAAUAAACUGGUCAUAGGCGGCACCAUAUUCCCACAUAAGCGCAUUCACAAAAGCACAUGGACUUCACCGGAUCACACCACGCAAAACCAAAUCGACCAUAUUUGCAUCAACAAAAAGUUCAGGAGGACGAUGGAAGACGUGCGAACCAAGAGAGGAGCUGAUAUAGCAUCAGAUCAUCACUUGCUGGUCGCCAAGAUGAAGUUGAAACUCAAGAAGCACUGGACAACGGGGCGGACAAUAUCACAAAAGUUCAAUACGGCCUUUCUUCGGGAUACUGACAAACUCAAAAAUUUCAAGAUAGUCCUCAGCAAUAAGUUCCAGGCCUUUCACGAUUUACUCAAUGGAGAAGGAACUACUAUGGAGAGCAACUGGAAGGGGCAUCAAAGAGGCAAUCACUUCAACAUGUCAUGAGGUUCUGCGCCACAAGAAGCACCAUCACAAGGAAUGGAUCACUGUCGAUACACUGGAUAAGAUUCAAGAAAGGAGGAGCAAACGGGCAGCAAUCAAUACCAGCCGAACAAGAGCAGAAAAAGCCAAGGCACAAGCUGAAUACAGAGAAGUAAACAAACAAGUGAAGAGGAGCAUCAGAACCGACAAACGUAAAUAUGUGGAAGAUUUAGCAACGACGGCGGAAAAGGCUACAAGAGAAGGAAACAUGACACAACUGUAGGACAUAACAAAGAAACUCUCUGGAAAUCACCGUAAACCAGAACGACCAGUGAAAAGCAAAAAAGGCAAGGUAAUCACCAACAUUGAAGAGCAACGAAACAGGUGGGUAGAACACUUCAAAGAACUGUUGAAUCGACCAGCCCCACUGAACCCACCCAACAUCGAAGAAGCACCCACGGACCUCCCAAUCAAUGUUGGCCCACCACCAAUUGAAGAAAUCAGCAUGGCAAUCAGACAAAUCAAGAGUGGCAAAGCGGCAGGACCAGACAACAUUCCAGCAGAGGCACUGGAAGCAGACAUACCGACAACUGCAAGGAUACUCCACAUCCUCUUCAAUAAGAUUUGGGAUGAGGAACAAGUACCAACAGACUGGAAAGAGGGACUUCUGAUCAAAAUACCGAAGAAAGGCGAUCUCAGCAACUGUGAUAACUACAGGGGCAUCACUCUUCUCUCAAUACCGGGAAAAGUCUUCAACAGGGUAUUGUUAAACAGAAUGAAGGACUCCGUCGACGCCCAACUUCGAGACCAACAGGCUGGAUUCCGUAAGUAUCGACCGCGUACAGACCAAACAGCAACUCUACGGAUCAUUGUGGGACAAUCAAUUGAAUGGAAUUCAUCACUCUACAUCAACUUCAUUGACUACGAAAAAGCAUUUGAUAGUGUGGACAGGACAACACUAUGGAAGCUUCUUCGAUACAAAGGCGUGCCUCAGAAGAUAGUCAAUAUCAUACGGAUAUCCUACGAUGGGUUAAACUGCAAAAUUUUGCAUGGAGGACAAUUGACAGACUCGUUCGAAAUAAAGACCGGUGUCAAGCAAGGUUGCUUACUCUCAUCCUUUCUCUUUCUCCUGGUGAUCGACUGGAUCAUGAAGACGUCAACAUCUGAAGGGAAACACGGGAUACAGUGGACAUCUAGGAUGCAACCGGACGAUCUAGACUUCGCAGAUGAUCUGGUCCUUCUAUCCCAAACGCAACAACAAAUGCAGGAGAAGACGAACAGUGUGGCAGCAGCCUCAGCACCAGUAGGUCUCAAUAUGCACAAAGGGAAAAGCAAGAUUCUCCGAUACAACACAGCAUGCACCAAUGCAAUCAAAAUUGACGGAGACGAUUCGGAAGAUGUAAAAACCUUUACAUAUUUGGGCAGCAUCAUUGAUGAACAGGGUGGAUCUGAUGCAGAUGUGAAGGCGCGUAUCGGCAAAGCAAGAGUAGCAUAUUUACAACUGAAGAACAUCUGGAACUCAAAGCAACUGUCAACCAACACGAAGGUCAGGAUUUUCAAUACAAAUGUCAAGACAGUUCUACUGUAUGGGGCGGAAACCUGGAGAACUACAAAAGCCAUCAUCCAAAAGAUACAAGUGUUUAUUAACAGUUGUCUACGCAAAAUACUUCGGAUCUGUUGGCCGGACACUAUUAGCAACAACCUGCUGUGGGAGAGAACAAACCAGAUCCCAGCGGAGGAAGAAAUUAAGAAGGAGCGCUGGAAGUGGAUAGGACACACAUUGAGGAAAGCACCCAACUGCGUCACAAGAUAAGCCCUCACAUGGAAUCCUGAAGGCCAAAGAAAAAGAGGAAGACCAAAGAACACAUUACGCCGGGAAAUGGAGAUAGACAUGAGAAAAAUGAAAAAGAAUUGGAUGGAAUUAGAAAAGAAGGCCCAGGACAGAGUGGGUUGGAGAAUGCUGGUCGGCGGCCUAUGCUCCAUUGGGAGUAACAGGCCUAAGUGACUAAGUAAGUAAUCUCCGGCCACCAACGUGUGAGCCUUGUCAAGGACUUAAUUUUCUUAACACCUAAAUGUCUGCUUAUAAAGAUUUUCACAGGCAGAUUAACGUAAUGAAGGAGGGAUAACAAUACGAUCAUUUAAACACAAAAUAGACAGGAAAUAUACGUUUCAGAUUAGUAUUACAACCUUUCCGCAUAGCACUGAGUAUAUAUCCAAAGCUUCCACGAGUUUCAAUAAUGAGAUCUGGACGUCUCAUCGGUAAAGGUUGCACUAACAAAUAGUCUGAGGUAUUAACAGGUCUAUCUUGUAAUGAUUGUCGAGAAAUGUAGUCAUAGGCACUCAGGGCAAUACUUCAUUGUUGAACCAUAGGAGCUGAGGAACGUGCUAAAGAUUUUUCAGGAUGAUAAAUGAACUUUAAAGCCUUAUGAUCGGUAACAAUAGUGAAUUUCUUCUCAAAUAAAUAUUUAUGAAGUCUUUUAACAGCCCAAAACACAGUUAAUACUUCUCGGUGGUUUAGUGAAUAACCUUGUUCAGCAACAGUAAGUUUGCGUGAAACACAGAUAACUGGUCUACCUUCCUGCUCCAAAACUGCACCAAUACCCACAGGUGAUGCAUCAGUAAUAAGUAUAAAAUGUACACUAGAGGAGAAAGUUCGAAGAACAGCAUCACUUUGAAGAAAAUUUAGUAGACUUUGUAAGCAUGACUCUUGUUCGUCACCCCAUUUGAAUGAAUUGGAUUUCAAAAUAUUAAAUAAACAAUUUGCGCGACAAGAAAAAUUUGUAACAAAACGGGAAUAGUAUUGAAGAGCAUCCACUAGUGAACGUAGUUCUGUAAGAUUUUUUUGGAGACGGUGCAUGUCAGUGGAGCUAGUCAUUUCAUAUCUGGUCUAAAACCAUUACCAUCAACUAGGUAUCCAAGACAUUCGAGACUAGAUACACAAAAUGAACACUUAUUUGGAUUCACUGUAAUAUUCUUCUCAAUUAAACGAUGCAAUAAAGCAAUAAGUCUCUGGUCAUGAACCACCUCAUCAGAAUCAUGAGCAAUGACAUCAUCUUGAUAAAAUCCAACAUCUUCAAGAUUACUAACUUCAUUAUACAUCAAUUCCUGAAAUGUGGUUGGAGAACAACUCAGACCAAAUGGAAGGAAGUUGUAUUUGAACAGGCCAAAAAGAGUAUUAGUUGUUGUCAAAGUAGAUGAAAAUUGAUCUAAAGGGGUUUGAAAAUAAGCAUCUUUUAAGUUAACUUUCAAGAAUACCUUAAAACCAUGAAGUCUAUUAAGAAUAUUUUCAGCUUUCACCGUUGUGCAUAUUUACUUCAACAAACGGGAGUUCAAUGUAAUCAAUAGUUACCACAUAUUAUAGGGGUACGAAUAAUUCAAUGUCCACUUCAAAGUACCACUUCUCAAAGACGAUAAGGAAUUAUUCGUAUUUUUAAGACAAACUGGAUCACUCUGUACUUGAAUUUCUAUGUGCUGAAUUCUCAUCCCUCCACUGCACCUAGCACACGCAGCUAUUAAAUCUUUAAGUAAAGCGAUAGAAUCUUCUUUAGAAACUAAUAAAAAACUCCAUUUUAAGCCUUUUCAAACCCAGUAAUGAGGGUCCUGUUUCACUAACUAAAAACUCACAAGGCAUUAUGAGGAAUUAUCAUUUCUAAUCAGCAAUUCACACAUCCUCGUAUGGGUAGUUUUUGUCCAGUAAAUCCCAAUACUAAGACUUCAGUGGGUCAUACUACAACGUUAGAAUCUAAAAUUUUCAAGUUCUUGAAUAAAAUUUUAGACUCAUUACUGCCUGUGUCAGCACUAAAGUCAUGAAAUGAACCAUGUGAUGUACAUAAUAAUGUCUUCUGAAUAUGGACAUUACCUUUCGAAAUCAUGGAUAGAGAUAAAUGAUGAUUAGAAACACUCAACUGAAUAAAAUCAGAAUUAUAGGGUUUAUCAUCACUAGUGGCAAAGUGAACAGUAGCUUUACAGACCGACAUGAUGUGUUCCAUUUUACCACACAUAAAGCAUUUGGCAUGACGAAAGACACAUGGAUUACGUAAGUGAAAUUUACAACAGGAUAAACAUCUACCAAACCUGUGCUCAUCUGCUUUGUAAUUGAAUGUUAAAUCACUUUUCAUAUUUCUAUGAGAAUGGGAACCAUUAUUAAGCAAAUGCGAGUUCGAGUGUUGCUGAGAAUGUAGUUCAUCACGAUGAUUAAGCAAAGUACUAGAAAUUUUCACUGACUACAAAUCAACCUCAUUCACUGUUUAGAUUUCUUGGGAUGAACUUUUGCGCUGCUGAAUUAAUUCCCUUCCUUAAUUCGGAAUAUUUAUACUAGCAAUCAACCGAUCACGAAACUGUUUCCAAUCGGUUUUCGAAAUUGCGCUUCGCGACCUGUUUCUACAGUUCAAGUAUAAGACCUUAACUUUCUGAUCAUUUUAUAAAACUUCGAUGUCUCUACAUUUAUAGCUAGUACACUGCACAUGACUAUGUGAUAAUUCUCUGAGUGAUUUAUACGACAAUGAAAUUAGUUUUUGUGGAGAAGUCAGAUUCUUCAGCAGGUUAUAAUCUUCUUUGCCCAAGAACGUCAGGAAUUAGGCUGUGAAUUUAUCAUCUUUAAUACGUUUUCUAGUCAUGCACCAGAUCUUGAAGCGCUAUAUGUGGUUCUCAAAGUCAUCCUUACUUAGGUUAAUAUCCAACUGUCCGAAAUUUGACUCCAUCGCGACGCCAAUAUGAUAAAUAAGUGUUCGGAUUAAUGUACUAAGAAUUCCCUAAAUAGUACACUUUAAGGCAGACAGCAUUAUAUGAGCACAAUGAACGUAUUAUAUUUGUAAUUCGUAAUUAGCGGGAAAUCAAGUACAAAGGAAUCAUCCGUUCGUACAAAUACUACAGUGAACGAGUUUUUUUAGUCAGACCCACCUCUUUUAUCCGAUACUUGGAGUUAAAUAGAUCAUAAUGAAGCCAGGCAUUUAUCAUAUGUGUUAGGCUAUCUGUUUAGAUUGUAAUUAUGGCUUAGAGUAAAUAGGACUUGUCUGACAAUUUUUCUAUUGACACCAUCGCCGUCGUAGACAGUGGAUUGAAAUUAGUAACAAAGUUAUUUAAGUCAGGUUGUCUGAAACUACAGACAAGUUUCAUGCUCCUGCACAUUUAUUAUGUAAGAUUGCUCAGUAAUCAUUUUCAUUUACAUUUUAGGAGUCAUCCAGUGGACUGUCCUCUCUGAAACCGUUCUGUCAAAAAACGGAAGCCAUCAUGGAAAUAGAAGCCAAUCAACUUUUAUCUUCAGCAUUUUCGCGUUCUGUAAAAAUGUUGGAAGAAAAUAAGGACAAUCUGUUAGCACUUGUUGAUGCUCUUUUAAAGAACGAAGUUCUCAGUUACGAUGACCUGACGAAAAUUUUAGGUGAUAACAAACGUUCAACAAAAAUUAAACCUCGUUUAUAAUGUAAUUUCGUUUAAAUUCCUUCAACUUCUUGUGUAUAUAAGCAUUGUAUCAACCCUAUUCUUAUGUAACUGUUAUUCAUUGAUUCGGAUAAUUGGUUGUAAAUAGUGGUUAUCAAACUUCACAUCUACUGAGGUAGUUCUUAAGAUAUUCCAAUAUCUUCACACUGCUUAAUCAAUUAGUCAGCAGUUAUGGCGCUUGACUUUCAGCUAGUAAGUCUCAGGCUCAAACCCCGUUCCACUAACUUGGGUUUGGGUAACCGAGUAAUUCCAAUAAUCUUUACACUGGAAUUGUGACUCGAAGCCGAGUAAGCUAACAUGUACUCGGUAAAUAAAUUGAGUGAAUGACUAGCGAAUUGUUUUUGAUAUGUUUUAGUCUAGUGUCAAAAGCUUUAGCGAUACAAGUUGGUUUUGAAAACCAUACAUGUACUCAGUCAACAGCUUUAUGUUUAUGAGAUGAUAGGAGAACAGCAUAUCCCAAGUCAGAUGUUACACGUGGUUUUUGUUUUGGAAAUUUAGGAUUACAAGCAGGGAUAUUACUGCACACUUGUUCAUUGAAUCAAUUUGUAACGUACAGUCUACCAGUUGCUGUAAUAUCACGUCGAUUGCAUUCUAAAAAAACUACAAAUUGCAAAAGAUGGAUUUGGUAAACUGCUGAAACUGGGCCAUUUUGCAGUCUAAAUCCUCUUUGUUGGAUAUGAUUCUUUGGAAGGAUUUGGCUAUCCGCUGACUACCACGUACUUACAAUCAAAUGUUUGCGGACCGAAAUCUUGUGCAGCAAACUACAAGUUUUCAAAAUUAAUGUUGCAGAAGAACCUCGCUUUAUUGAACAGAUAGUUCAGAAUUCGCCCUCUUAUGUAUAUAUUGACUAUUUGGUCGUGAACAGAGCAACAGCUGAUGAUCAUUUACAUCUCCGUACCACGAUCAUUAAGAACCAUUUUCAACAAGCCGUAUGGCCUUUCACAUCCCGGUAUUCGCGCGAUUUACGUUCGUAAGAGUUAUGUACGUGUAGCUACAUAUGAAUCGUGACGUUCCACAGCAGGCGUAGACUUAUUUGAAGUGUCAAAAAUGAAAUGAUACAGUUACUCCUACAGGCAAGUUUAUGGAACCAGAUAAUGUAUUUGAACACAUCCACAUAAGCAAGAGUCGUUACCUACAUUAGAUAGUCUCACGAAUUAAAUGACAUGUAGAGACUUAAUAUGUGGUCAUUAGCAGUACCCCUAAAAGAUAGAUCAGUCAAAGUAUUUGCGAGAACUAUUAUCUACCAUCUUUGAAGUAGUUUUUGCUAAUUACUGUGGGUAGAAGUGGACAAAGCAAAAGCCACCUCUUUUAACAGAUGAAGGAUGCAUUUAUUUUCACAUCGUUUGAUUGUAUCUUUCCGUUGAUGUUUAGAUCUUUAAUUGAACAACCACUUAUUGGCAUACGUGCUUCCUGUGCGAAUUGCCUCAAUAUUACCUUAGGUCACAAGCAUUAUAAGCAAGAAUGAAUGGUAGCUAGUAGUGGAAUCCAGGACGUAGGUCUUUUUUUAUCCGGGACUCUUCAGUUGGAUGUAUCUGCAUAUCAGAGUCGAUAUUAACUCCGCGACUGAAACUCAUUACCCUUCACUUCCAACGUUAUCGUAUUAUCCAUUUAGCUACCGAGUCCAGACAGCCACUAGCUUGUGCUAAGUGAACAAUGCGAUAGCAUUUUUGGCGAACGGUACUGGGUUGGAGUCCCGGAAUGAACAUCAAAUCUAGCAUGCAGGUACAUCUAGUUGACGAAUCCCAAACAGGAAGAAAUGCGCGUCCUGGAUUCCACUGCUAGCCACCAUCCAUCUUUGCCCAUAGCCGAAGGAUCUGUCAGGGCGUUAUCACAGUACCGAUAUGAAUUGAAAGGAGUCGCCUCUCAAACUAUAUCGGCUAGUAUUCUAAAGUUAGUUGGUUAGUAGAAUUUUGCAUAAACGCAUUGCUUCAGGUUUUCACUUCUACAACAGCAUAUCUUGUACAAACUUUACAGGACAGGAUUACAAGCAGAAAAGUAAAAUAAAUAGGAUUAUAGGGAAUUUGGAUAGUUGUAAAAGACUAUAUGGUUGGUUGUCAGGAUUUUAUGGUUUACUGUUGGUUAUUGUCUCUAUUUCGAUGUGCUCAUGUGGUGUAUGCUACUUAUGUUGACAUAAGUAGUAUAUGACACCAGUCAGAAGUGGAAUGCCUGGAGGCAGGUUGUAAAGAUAGAAUCGAAGAGAACGGGGACUGAGAGUAAUAAAGUUUGAGACAAUUAAUAGGAUAUUUUCAGAUGAAGUAUUUUGUGUAUGGUUCUUAUAUUUUACUAAGAUACUCUUUAAUUUUGUUUUAAAAUACAACUGGUUGUCCCCCAACUGUUUCCGUCCACUACGCUUAUACUAUACGCUAUAAAAAUGUUUAAAUACCAGCCUGUUAUUUUGUGUUUAUUUUUGUCAAGUAAAAUUGAUUCACAUUUUAUGGUAAUUUUAUUGUGUAUAUGAAAAAGUAGGAGUUAUUCAAGCGUCAUCUAGUACGCUUAACUUUACAGGAAUACUAGCUUAAUUUAA